GCAAGAUGGCGGCGCCCAGGCUGCCUCCGGCCCGGCUGUCGGGCGUCAUGCUACCCGCGCCCAUCCAGGACCUGGAGGCGCUCCGCGCGCUGACCGCGCUCUUCAAGGAGCAACGCAAUCGGGAGACAGCACCCCGCAGUAUCUUCCAGAGAGUCCUGGGUAUCCUGAAGAAGUCUUCUCAUGAUAUUGAGCUGGCCUGCAGAGAGCCCUCCCAGGCAGAAUCCCUGGGCUCCAGCCUGCAGCUCGUCACAGAGUGUUUCCGGUGUCUCCGCAAUGCUUGCAUUGAGUGCACCCUGAACCAGGAUUCCAUCAGAAACCUGGAUACGAUCGCCGUUGCUGUUGAUUUGAUUCUUCUUUUCCGUGAGCUGCAGACGGAGCAGGAAUCCCUGUUGACAGCUUUCCGCUGCGGCCUGCAGUUUUUAGGCAACGUCGCCUCACGGAACGAGGAGUCCCAGUCUGCUGUUUGGGCGCGUGCUUUCCCAGAACUCUUCUUCACUUGCUUAAACCAUCAUGACAAAAAGAUUGUGGCCUACUGUUCGAUGAUCAUGUUCACAACCCUCAAUAUGGAGCGCAUGCGCGAGCUGCAGGAGAACCUCAAUGUCGCCAUCGGGGUCAUCGAAGCCCACCAAGUGCAGCCCGAGUCAGAGUGGCCGUUCUUGGUUGUCACGGACCAUUUUUUGAAAGACCCGGAAUUGGUAAAAGCCAUGUUUGCCAAGCUGAGCAACCAAGAAAGGGUGACAUUUCUGGACCUGAUGAUAGCCAAGAUCCUGAGUGAUGACUCCCUGACCACGGAUGACGUCCCUGUGUUCCUGAGCCACGCAGAGCUGAUGGCCGGCUCCUUUGUGGACAACUGCAGGAGUGUGCUAAAAAUCACUUCAGAGCAUCAAACUGAGGAUGAGGAGGUUCUGGCAGUGAUCCGACUUCUUGAUGUCCUUUGUGAAAUGACUGCUAAUAAUGACCUGCUCGUCUACCUGCAGGGUUAUCCUGGCUUGCUGGAAAGAGUAAUCGAUCUUUUACGACUGGUUCACGUAGCUGGGAACGACACUACAAGCCCCUUUGCUGCUGCCGGCUGUAUCAAAGCCGAGUGUGACGUCUCCAGUGUGGCCGAUGGGUUUAAGUCUCAUCUCCUCCGUUUGAUUGGGAAUCUGUGCUACAAGAACAAAGAGAACCAAGAUAAGUCACACCACGCGUGCAUGGUAGAGCCAGGCUUGGACUCCACCACACCCGCUUGUCAAUCUCCACACCUGCAUGCCUGCCUGGACAUCCCCGCCACCUGCCCGUGUGAGCGACCUGGACGGCGUGCCGCUGAUCCUGGACAGCUGUGGCAUCGACGACAACAACCCCUUUCUGACCCAGUGGGUGGUGUAUGCCAUCCGAAACCUCACGGAGGACAACAGCCGAAACCAGAAUCUGAUCGCAGAGAUGGAGCAGCAGGGCCUGGCCAGCGUGUCCGCCCUCACCAAGCUGGGCUUCGAGGUGGAAAAGCAGGGUGACAAGCUGAUCCUGAAGUCUGCCAGCCAGCAGUGAACACCCAGCUACCUGAAGUUUUGGACUCUGCCUCAUUGAUUCUUCGUGUUCUACAGUUCGUGAAACUCCAAGUGUGUGAAGAUGUGCAAGUACAAAUUCGGGAACAUGUAAUCUCUUAGAGAGUAGAGUUCAAUGUAUAUAAGCCUAAAUGUGUAAGUAGACAAGUCUUCUGUUGUUUCUCUGCUUUGAAAACCUAGCUGUCUGUCUGCCUUUGUCUCCGUGGACGCAGCGUGUAUUGAAGUCAUACAUUGUACUGACCGUGGCCGCAGAGAAUAAAGUCUCCUGGAGGACACACCCCUUGUUUGGCAGAGA
This is a messenger RNA of Echinops telfairi (small Madagascar hedgehog), 1839 nucleotides long. RefSeq names its product ataxin 10 (gene ATXN10). Bases 6 to 1493 code for a protein of 495 amino acids. Gene Ontology annotation, cellular component: cytosol. Gene Ontology annotation, biological process: neuron projection development. The transcript is spliced from 13 exons. Lineage: Eukaryota; Metazoa; Chordata; Mammalia; Afrosoricida; Tenrecidae. The record is from RefSeq and is a predicted model, not a curated record.